CAGCUUUGUCCGCGGACUGCGGUCGUUGUUCAAAACAGAAGAGCUUGUUAGUGUAACGGCGUCACAGCGCUAAACAUUAGCUGAAGAUAUCUUGCCAAAAGAGGUUAAAACGGAUCGAAAAGGAUCUAGACAUUGUCAACAAUGGCAGAAGGAGGAGAUGUGGAUUGGGAGCUCAGCAAGGAAAACAUUCAGCCGCUGAGGCGUGGCAGAGAUAUAUCGUUGUUACAUCAAGCCCUUAGCCAACGAGAAGAAGGACCCACUUCUGCAAUCAACCAGCAGAAACAAAUCUUUGAGUCUGAACUUCGAAUGUAUGAAGGAGAGGAUCCACUAAGUGUAUGGGAUAGGUAUAUUAAGUGGACAGAACAAACCUUUCCUCAGGGGGGCAAAGAAAGCAACCUUGCAACAUUGUUGGAGCGGGCUGUGACCAGAUUUACAGAUGAAAAGAUGUAUCACAAUGACCCUCGCUAUGUUGAUCUCUGGAUCAAAUUUGCAGAGACCUGCUCAGAGCCCCUCGAUAUCUACAGGUAUAUGCAAGCCCAAGGAAUUGGAGUGACACAGGCGGCGCUCUACAUCGCUUGGUCCGAGGAGUACGAGAAUCAGGGAAGUUAUCGAAAAGCAGAUCUUGUCUAUCAAGAGGCAUUCAAGAGGUUUGCUGAGCCACAUGACAAGCUUCUUCAGUUUCACAAGGCCCUGCAGGCUCGUGUGUCCCGGCAGGCGUUAUUAAAAUUGGAAAAUGACAGCAGUGACGAGGAGCCAAAACAACCUGAAAGAGUUUCACUAGCCGACCUCAAACAUAGAGGGAAGAAGAAGGCCAUUGCUCCUGUCAACAGGACUGGGUCAGCAAUAAGAAGUAUUAGCGGAGGCCUGCCUUCAUGUGGUGCCCCGGUCCUUGGCAACGUCUCAAACAGUAAGAUGGAGAUUUUCGAUGAGAACAAAGCUGAAAAUCCGGGUCCAUCAGAACCUUUGCUGGAAUCCUGGAUGGCUCCUCCCACAUCAAGGGCAAAAGAAAACAUGCAGAAGCCAGAGAAAUGGUGUGAUGUAAAGAUGCCCCAGAAAACAAAAUUUGGACAUGCAGUCAUGCCUCCACCAGCUCCGAAACCCACCUUCCAACCGUUUGUUGAGGAGUCUGACCAGCCUCCAACAAUGACGCCGUGUAAGAUAAACCCAACGGUGAACUCUGUUCUUUCAGCGCGGAAGCCGAGUAAAGAAGAAACUCCCCUGAAAAGACUGCAAGAGUAUCAGCAGCAGCAUAAGGAGGCAGAAGCAGGAAAACUGCAGGAGCGGAGCAUGUACUGUAAAGAGCUGCUGCUCAGCGGAGUCACCGAAUUCUGCUUCGAGGAACUGCGAGCUGAACACUUCUUCAAAAAGAUGGCGCAAAAGUCCCAGGAAGCCAGAGGAGAUGGUUGUCAAGCUGUUUCCGAUCCUGCAAAGUGACACUUGCACCUUAAAAAAAUUGCCAAAAUUUUGGCAGAAUUUCACUAUCAUGUUGUAGUUGCUCAUGUAUAGUUUGUUUUCCUGUUGGUAAUAUUGUUUUUGUAUUAAAGAGGCUUUUUAAAAUA
This is a messenger RNA of Gambusia affinis (western mosquitofish), 1559 nucleotides long. RefSeq names its product BUB1 mitotic checkpoint serine/threonine kinase Bb (gene bub1bb). NCBI's taxonomy places the organism in Eukaryota, Metazoa, Chordata, Actinopteri, Cyprinodontiformes, Poeciliidae. Gene Ontology annotation, molecular function: protein kinase activity; protein binding. Gene Ontology annotation, biological process: mitotic spindle assembly checkpoint signaling; meiotic sister chromatid cohesion, centromeric. The coding region runs from base 142 to 1434 and encodes 430 amino acids. The transcript is spliced from 9 exons. The record is from RefSeq and is a predicted model, not a curated record.